Oncorhynchus kisutch (coho salmon) is the source of this 6323-nucleotide messenger RNA. RefSeq names its product nucleoside diphosphate kinase A-like. Gene Ontology annotation, biological process: GTP biosynthetic process; CTP biosynthetic process; UTP biosynthetic process. Gene Ontology annotation, molecular function: nucleoside diphosphate kinase activity. The transcript is spliced from 5 exons. Bases 245 to 700 code for a protein of 151 amino acids. The record is from RefSeq and is a predicted model, not a curated record. NCBI's taxonomy places the organism in Eukaryota, Metazoa, Chordata, Actinopteri, Salmoniformes, Salmonidae.
CACUCAUGCAGUUUACUCUUUUAUCCAUUAUAUGGUUAAUUUGAUCCCAGCCAAUCACAGUUUAGCUGUUCACGCAUCUCACUCCUUGAAGUUUAGUUAUAAAAAAUCUUUGGUGAGAUCGCUUACAGAGUGAGGGUGAACAUCUGAAGAGUGGCUCCCAACUUUUCUACAACUGUUUUGUGUGCGUUCAGAUACUACCUUCUCUCUCUUCUCUCUACUCCUUAUCUCCUGUCCUCGUAGCGCCAUGUCGAACGAGGAGCGGACUUUCAUUGCCAUCAAGCCAGAUGGAGUUCAGAGGAGGCUUGUUGGCGAAAUCAUCAAGCGAUUUGAGCUAAAGGGCUUCAAAAUGGUGGGGAUGAAAUUUGUCCAGGCCCCGGAGUCUCUGCUGAGGGAGCACUACGCUGACCUGGAGGACAGACCCUUCUUCCCAGGCCUCGUCAGCUACAUGACCUCAGGACCAGUGGUUGCCAUGGUGUGGGAAGGGUUCAACGUGGUGAAGACAGGCAGAGUGAUGCUGGGAGAGACCAACCCUGCAGACUCCAAACCCGGCACCAUCCGAGGGGACUACUGCAUCCAAGUGGGCAGGAACAUCAUCCAUGGCAGUGACUCAAUAGAGAGUGCCAACACAGAGAUCAACCUGUGGUUCAGACCUGAGGAGCUUUGCAGCUACACUAGCUGCUCUACCAGCUGGCUCUACUGAUCUAGGAUCAGUUUACCAUCCACAAACCCUAACCAUUAGGACUAGGAGGGGGAAUGUAAAACUGGCCUUAGAUCAGAGACAACUUCAUCCUACUCUAGCUGGCGACUGAGGACCAUUUACUAUGGUAAAUGUGUUCGACUGCUUGUUUUGUUCAACUGAGCUUUCCAAUAAAAAACUCACAACCAUCUUUUUUUCUUGUUGCUAGGGGUUGACAAAAUCUGAUAACCUUACUGAAAUUACCAGGUUUUCCAGAAAUCCUGGAUGGAGGAUUCUGGAUUUCUUGCUCAUUCCUUCGUGAUUCAGGGAAACUUCCAACCUACCUCACAUCAUGAAAACCCUUUUCUUUCAACAGCCACCCAGUGAACUGCUCUUGAUCAUCUGACAUGGCCUACAGUAGGUUGAUAGGGUUCAUUGGUGCAUCACCGUCCUGUGGGCCUCAGUCCUGCUGGCCACAUUGACAGUUCAAACAUUAGCAGGCCUGGCCAGGUCACUGCCAAUAUUAAGAGGGAUUAGCCGGCGCAUUAAACCUAGGUUGGGAUUAACUGUGGAUCUGCUGCCUUGCUCAGGUGAGUAAACGGUCAACCUAAUGGUGGACAAGCAUUUUGGGACCUGGGAUGACACAAAGGAGGUAUCACACACAUACUGUAUGCUUAGAAUGGUACCUGUGUCACUGGGGAAGAUUUGACCCAAGAUGUCUAUCAGACGUGCAUGUGGUGUGGAGCACUGGAAGCACCUGAGGCUGGCAGAUCUCUAGUCAGUUUCAUUGCAGGACUCUGGAGACGCACUGGGUCCACUGCAUGGGGAAGUGACAUUGGAGUUACAAUCGUUAGCAGCUGCACACAAGCCUAAGAUCACCAAUGCCAAGCGUGGGCUGGAGUGGUGUAAAGCUCACCGCCUCUGGAGCAGUGGAAACGCGUUCUCUGGCGUGAUUAAUCCCGCUUCACCAUCUGGCAGUCUAACACAUGAAUCUGGGUUUGGCAGGCGCCAGGAGAAUGCUACCUGCCCCAAUGCAUAGUGCCAACUGUAAAGUUUGGUGGAGGAGGAAUAAUGUUGUGUGGCUGUUUUUCAUGGUCCGGACGAGGCCCCUUAGUUCCAGUGAAGGGAAAUCUUAACUACAAAGAUUGGAAAAAAUCUGCAUCAACAAAUAUAGUAAUUUAUAAGUAUCAUUUUAUUCAGUGUAAAAAGUUAGUUCUUACAAAAAUCACUAACAGAUAGACCUUUUCACAGCCAUGCGGAAACCGUUUGCAAUGGUUGUAAACAAAUAAACAAAUAAACACAACCAAUAUUGUCCCCAAACAUUUGAUAUAUUUACAAAUUCAAGGAAUUGUCUAUCAAACUUUGAUCACAGCACAAAAUUACCAUAAUGAUGAAAGGAAACCUCAUUUUUAUAGACACUAUCAAAAAAUGUACAAACCCUACACUGCAACUUAAUAUGUAUUACAAGGGCCAGUGUUAAUAAUUUCAACAAUCUUAACCAUUGUUAUUUGUAUCCAAAAUAAAUCAAAAACGCAACUUAAGCCCCUCCAUUCAUAAUUACAAUUGAGAAUUAUUUCCCCAAUAAAAUAACUAAUAAUCACGUUAUCAAAUAUAUGUAGCACCAUGAUAUAAUGGCUGAAUAUAGAGGGUUUGUCGCAUACAAAAAGAGACCCGUGUUAGUAUUCAAUGAACAGACACCACAUUCUAGAUUGACUCCCUAGCCCCUACCACCACGAGAAACCAUGUGAGUCUGAAAAGAUUUGGAUAGGUGUAAGCAAUAUGGCUCAAAUUCCACCAAGCUUACCAAAAGGGCAAAAUGGAGGUAUUAGCAUGUUUCUCAUACCUAUCAAAUCUGUAGGAGAUACUUUGGGUUAGGUGCUAGAGGUGAAUUUAGUGGGCGGUAGCAAGACCAAAGACCAUAACAGCAACAACAACAAAAAGCUCAGUACAGGACCACAGAAAGACCUCACUAUUCUGCAUGCACUCUAACUUGAUUGAUCAGUGCACCCACUCCCAAAUCAGCCCCUCAGAUCUACACACUUCCUGAAUUGCCCCUUGUACAUCUGAACAGACCGGAUAGAUGUGAGCUUAUAAUGUCAUAUUGCUUAUACGCAACCUGUUCUUUCAGAUAUCUAAGAAGGAUUCAGAAGUGACUAGAUGGAGAGGCAAGGUGUUGACUUUGGAUUGGGCUUCUAGGUGAUAUUGGGAUAUUCUUACAUACAUUUCUAAGAAUAAAGAAAGAGGCAUAGUAUCACUGAAAAAGUAGAAACCUUCAAAAUGCAGAAAAGGUUUGCGGUGUUUGAUUGUGCGUUAGGAAUCAUUUGGGUUAUUUGGAAAGUAGCAGCAAAGUUAGUCUAUAAACAGCAGUGUCAUUUUCCUUACGGUGAUAAUGUAAUUUGGUCAGUAAAUUGGUUAAGAUGACCAUCAUCCUUUAAUGCUAUCUUCGUUCUCAUCUAGUUAGUCAAAGUCUGCGCCAGAUCGAAUUUCAUAAAGUGAAUCACAAACAAAAAAGCAAAUCCUGAACUCCAAACCUUUUACACAUAAGGGUAUAACGAGACAACAUUUUAUUGCUCUGCUGGACAUUGUAUAUAACCUUAAUUAAUAUGAUGAAAAAUUCAAUCAUAAAUCAACAGAGAGAGGAAAUGCAUAUUGGCAGAAACUAUGAAACUAUACAUCCCUUGGAAAAAGAACACCACAUGGAAACAACGAGGGUAACACAUACCUAUCUACACAAAGCACGGCGUCAAACUGAAAGCUGAUCCAAGGGAUCUUAAUUGUUACUGUUAGAACAUUAGGACAUGAAUGGUUUAUAUAAAAUACCUUACCAACCAACUGAACAGUAAAUCACUGAACACAAGAAACCAUAUCAAAAACGGGAGAAAUCAACAUUCAGACAUGGACAAGAAGAAACAAUUUGUGAGCAAGUUAUUCCAUUAAGACUUUUCUCUAAGUAACUUUACGCAAUGUCGUUCUGUUUGAUUUUAACCGUAAUGUGCUUUGCUUGACCCUUGAAGACAAGAAAAAGCAAACAUUUCCUGAGAAGUUAAUCGUCAACCUUACUGGUAGAGAGAGAUUAUAGCUAAUUUCACAACUGCGACGAUCACUGAGCUAGACCCAUUUUUCUGUACUAGUUUAUUUCGACACGGAGUGUACAAAGCAUUACGGACACCUGCUCUUUCUAUGACAGACUGACCAGGUGAACACUAUGAUCCCUUAUUGAUGUCACUUGUUAAAUCCACUUCAAAUCAAUGUAGAUGAAGGGGAGCAGACAGGUUAAAGAAGGAUUUUUAAGCCUUGAGACAUGGAUUGGGUACGUGUGCCAUUCAGAGGGUGAAUGGGCAAGACAAAAUAGUGCCUUUGAACGGGGUAUGGUAGUAGGUACCAGGCACAUUGGUUUGUGGGGGUGGGGUGGGGGGCAAAAACUCAGUAUUAGGACGGUGUCCUUAAGGUUUUGUACACUCAGUGUAUACAGCGUGUGGUUCUAACAAACCUAACUAUUCUAUUCUGAUUAUAGACCAUAGCUCACAGUUGUCACAGUUAUGCAAUAGAAUUUAGGUAAACUGAUGUAAGUAUAAUAUAUUUUAUGUAUCUUAAUAUCACUUUAGGGUGUUAUAGUUCAUGGAUGUGACAUAGCAAGAUAAUACAGAAAACAUUAUUGCAUAUUAUUCCAUUUCGAGGACUACCUCAAAUGUGCUAUGUUAGAAAUAUCGGUGUUUGCGGUCUAGUCUUAAAGUCAAACAUAUGAGGAUAUAAUUAUUUUAUUUGCAUAUGGUAUAUCAAGUUGCCCAAACCUGCAUUUCAAAUUUGAGACCCCAUUAGGAAUUCACAAUGAGCCCCAACCCUGUCUCUAUUUGACUGCCAAGCUCACCAGGAGGUAGUACAAAGAUAGAAAUGAAGUCUAGAUACAGAUGCGUCACCACUCAGUACCAGCUACAACACACAAGCAGAUUCAGGAAUUCAGGAGGAUCUCCUCCAACCAAUCAGGAAUAUUAUAAAAAAUGUAUGACCUCUAAUUGGUGAAUAAAGAAGCCAAUGGGAAAGGUUCUCCUGCUAUAGCCUACUCCAAUCUGAUCCCAUUGGUUUUAUGUACGCACAGACUAUCAACAAAGCCGUGUUUAAUAAAAGACAUUAACACAAACAACAAAAGGUGUUAUCCAGUGGCUCGGUUGAAUACUUAACCAGUACGCAUCAAUAUGGCUCUGAAAUAAAGAACUACCCAUACACAAGAGGAAAAACACCACUGAAAUAAAAUGACCGGUUUUGCAUAUCUCGGAAGUCAUCCAUGAAAUGUAGCCUACAUUGUUUUUCUGCCUGCUUUACAACAUCAUUUUAGGAUUCAACUUUUCUUGAUUACUAAAAUCAUUUCUGUCUUUUAGGGCCAGACUUACUAAGUUUACACUUGUUUUCUUCGAGGAAAAUAGGUUAUGACAAUAUGGUAGAGUAAAAUAAAGAGUAUAUCAUGGUUUAGCUUUGUUUCUGGAGUUGUAUCCUGUACUUGAAAAAAACAGAUGCAAACGUUAGCUAAGUCCGGUCCUUCUAUUCUAAAGCUGCUGACAUGGUAAAGGGUGGUUCCAACAACCCAAAGAGACUGGUUGUUUGUUCCUGUAGUGCAAUCUGUGACAGUGUUUAUCUAGUGUAUCCCAAUAGACACAUUAGCACUACCUAGUACGCAUAGCCAAUACUAAGUAGUACGCAAGUUACCCUAUUAAGACACAAACACCAUCUAGGUUUGAGAGUGUCAGUCCUAUCACACCAGCAAGGUUUCGGAUUUAUACAACAUCUAUUCAAAACCCACUCUCGUCAAAUCACAAUUCUUAAUAUCUAUAUAGUUCUAUAUUGAACAGUCACAUCUAUGAAUAUGUAUCCUCAUAAUAUCUACACCACUCCCGACGGUAUCCCCCCCCCCCCAAAAGAGAGGUUGACAACAAAUCAGCGUUGAAGUCAAAAUAACAACAACCCUCCAAUUUAAAGGGCAAAAAACUAACAAAAAAACCUGAAACUUUACAAAUAUCAACUGAAAACUUCAAGUACUAUUAACAAAUAAAAAGCAAGUCCACCUGGCAAAAUGUUUGACAAAUAAUAAGAAUCAUCCUGCUUUAUACAACUUGUUCCCUCCCUCUCAAGACCGAGUGAAAUUAAAUCCAGCCAUGUGCGGCUUAGCCUUCUUACCUGAAAGAAAUAAACCAAGGCCUGGCUCAGAAAUAUCUGUCACAGUUAGUCCAGGUGACUGUGUGUUUGGGCCCCAAGUUUUGAGUCAGAGAUCCUGCCUAGCAGGGUGGGGGAGAGAGACUACCCAAAUGAGAGGCUUCUGUUUCUGGGCAUCCAGAGCUCCAAUGCCCCCUAGAUAGAUGCAUUUAUGGAGGAAGAGAGAGAGAGCCACAGUCGUAUCCAAUCAUCCAGGGAAUUGGGAUUUUAAAUCAGAUUGUCCAGGUAUCAUAAGAGGCCUCUUCUGGGCCAGUGGCUUUGGGAAGUGUCUAGUUACCCGUUAGCCUUGUUCAUAUGGUAUGUCUGUCUCAGUGAAUGAGUGACUAUCUAUCAGAGCGCCAGGGUUUGAGGCUGUAGCUGCUCAGAAGGGUACUCGCCCCUGGGUGGUUUUGGGGAGCCCCAAGUAGCUUAAUUUGUGGGUGAAGGUUGGGGUUUCAGGGCA